Messenger RNA from Wasmannia auropunctata (little fire ant), 8306 nucleotides. RefSeq names its product rap guanine nucleotide exchange factor 2-like. The transcript has 21 exons. Gene Ontology annotation, biological process: Ras protein signal transduction; positive regulation of GTPase activity. Gene Ontology annotation, molecular function: guanyl-nucleotide exchange factor activity; protein binding. The record is from RefSeq and is a predicted model, not a curated record. The coding region runs from base 763 to 5046 and encodes 1427 amino acids. Gene Ontology annotation, cellular component: apical plasma membrane; plasma membrane. NCBI's taxonomy places the organism in Eukaryota, Metazoa, Arthropoda, Insecta, Hymenoptera, Formicidae.
AGUGUGCCGGAGUUGGCGACGGAGUGGAGCCGCGACCGGCUACGCGAAGCGAUCGUGAGUGAACGUGUGUCGCGCGCGUUGCGUUCCCCGCGCUUUUCGUUCAGGAGAGACGUGCCUCUCUCUCUCUCUCUCUCUCUCUUUCAUCUUCUUUCUUCUCGUUGCAUCGCGUAAGAUCGCGGCGAUACGGUCGGCGUGCGCCGUUACAAACGUACGGAUCGUGCGUGUGCAACGCGCGCGCGUUGCGGGUGAGUGUUCUACGCGAGUGUUGACGCAUCACCGUUGCAUCUCCGUCACGUGGAUUAUCGCCGGCUUGGGACUUUUCCGGGACUGAGGAGUCUGCAGAGGAUCUUUGCAGCUGACUUUGCCUGACGAAUCCUGUAUGUCGACGAAAACGAGAGAGACACUACGCAGUUGUUAAAUAUGUCGAAGAUUCACCAAGAUAUUCUUCCGCGAAGAUAUUCCACGUUCUCCGUAACUUUGCAGUUUACGUAUCGUGCGUGAUGCAUUCUGUAAUAUCUGAAAAGAUUGGAAAUUUCUUCGUGAAAGAAGAAUAUGCAACGCGUUCUAUGAACACUGAUAAGAUGAUAGAACGGCUCGUCUUACAAAUAAUCGACGCGGUGUCGCGCGUAUAUCAUUGAAAAUCGAAGAUUGCUCCCUUCGAUUGGGGGUGGCGGCGAUGUUCAGGAACGAGUAUUUAAGCAGGACACGGAACUACGCGAGAGCUGUUAAGAAAAGGACCGUGGUAUAGUCUUACGGGCUAUUAUGACGGACUACUUGGAUCCACAUUUUGUUCGGGCUCUUUGCCGUGAUCCUGAAAGACGUACCCUCCAGGACCUGCAGAUCAUAUACUAUGGCCUACUGGGUCUGGAGGCGUUGCGUCCGUGCAGAGACUCCGUUCUCCGCGGUCUCUGCAAAAUCGUACGUUACGAGAGACAUCAUGCGAACCAUGUCCUCUAUUACACUGGCGAGUUGGCUACAAGUUGGUACAUACUUCUCUCCGGCUCCGUGUUUAUCGAUGGAUCCAUGUUCCUCCCCCGCUCAAGCUUCGGGAAGCGGACGGGCGGCAGCGCCAGGCGACCCAACGAAUGCUUCGUCCUCGAGCCCUCCGAGAUGAUUGUCAUUGACUACCCGGAAGUUCAUAGCGGAGGGAGGAUGCAUCGACCACCGCAUCCUCAUCCCAUAACUGACCACCGUCAAGUCAACCUGGUUUUCGAUGACACGUUCUCACAGGGCCUUACGGGCAGGCCGGAGUUGUAUCAGAAAUCAAAUAGGAGUAGUCAUUCGAGUGACACAAGUUCAGCAUACAGUGGAUCCGACACCAUGACAUCUGUACAAAGUUCAUUAGACGCAGAUCCUGAUGAAGUGGAUUUGUCAGGUCUUGUGGAGUCUAUUGUUGAUAGUGACGAAGAGGAGGAUCUGGCAGAGAGCAUGGAUAGUUUAACGGUGCGCGAUCCUGUACGAGAAUGCUUAGAGAAGGAUCCUGUUGAGAGAACAGAAGACGACAUAGAGACGCUUUUGGAGUUCACGCAACAAUUGAAAGCUUUCACAAACAUGACUUUGGCUGUCAGAAGAGCGUUGUGCGCUGUAAUGGUAUUUGCGGUGGUCGAUCGUGCCGGUAUGGUGGUUUUGAAUGACGGCGAGGAACUCGACAGUUGGAGCGUGCUGAUCAACGGCGCUGUUGAGAUUGAGCACAGCAAUGGCGAUAUUGAACAACUCGGUCUCGGAGAUAGCUUUGGUAUCUUGCCUACUAUGGAGAGGCUGUUACAUCGCGGAGUUAUGAGAACAAAGUGCGACGAUUGCCAAUUUGUUUGUGUCACGCAAGCAGAUUAUUUUCGAAUUCAACAUCAAGGCGAAGAAAAUACCAGGAGGCACGAAGAGAAUGGAAGGGUAAUUCUAGUGACUGAAUUACGGGGAGCUUUGGACGGUCCAGCGCGGAGGGGUCACGUGGUGAUUCGGGGAACUCCAGAGCGUUUGAUGUUACAGCUCAUCGAAGAAAACAGUAUUACAGAUCCUACUUAUGUGGAAGAUUUUUUAUUGACUCAUCGAACGUUCAUUGAUAGUCCAUUGUUAGUUGCGAGUCAAUUGUUGGAGUGGUUUGAUCAAGCGCAAGUGCGAGAUCGCGUUGCUCGCGUUGUGCUCUUAUGGGUGAAUAAUCAUUUUACCGAUUUCGAGACUGAUCCAGCGAUGAUGGAAUUUUUAGAAGCAUUCGAAACUGGACUGGAAAGAGAGAAAAUGUUAGGACAACAAAGAUUGUUAAAUAUUGCAUGUGCGGCGAAGGCGAGAACGCGGAACGUAACGUUAGCCAGGCCAAACAGGGACGAAGUCCUAAAUUUUAGCAUUUUAGGAGGAUUUGAGAGAGGUUUUGGUAUAUUUAUCUCAAAAGUUGACAAGAGAUCUAAGGCUGAAGAUGUCGGUUUAAAAAGAGGUGACCAGAUCUUAGAAGUAAACGGCCAAAGUUUCGAGCAUGUAAAUCACGCGAAAGCUCUUGAUAUUUUGAGAGCUUCUACGCAUCUCAGUAUAACUGUAAAAUCUAAUUUGCUUGCUUUCAAAGAAAUGCUUCAAAUGCCAGACAAUUCUCCGAGACCUCGAGGUAGAACAAAUAAGCCGGAAAUACCGAGGCUGCAAUCAGAUCCACGAGCCAGACUAUCAACGCACGUGGAUCCCAUGACACCUGUAAAUCCCUUAAAUCCCAUGAUUGGUGGAGUACCAUUAUUGAUCCCGGACAACAAUGUGUCACCGUGCAAAGACUCUAAAAAAGAGCACAAGGGAUUUAUGACUCUUGGACCUAAACGGCGAUUACAGAAAGCACUUAUGAAAAUGAACAUACUGCCAAAGAAUACGAUCAACGACGGUGUACACUUGGAUGAUCCUCUCGCGCCGCCACACACACCACCGGGAACAGGACUUACGCAAACUACUACCAAUCUGUACCAUUCAAAGAGUAAUCCAGAUCUUACGUCGCUUUAUUGUUAUGACGAUUUAAGGGCAAAUGAUUAUCCUGAACAUGUGCUCAAAGUAUAUAAAGCUGAUCAAACCUGCAAAUAUCUCCUUAUUCACAAAGAAACGACAGCGCAUGAGGUGGUAAUGCUUGCACUUCAAGAAUUUGGCAUAACAGAAAGCAGUUCGAAUUUCUCUCUGGCGGAAGUAAGCGUCGGUGAAGGUGGCAUGAUCAAGCAGCGUAGAUUGCCAGAUCAGUUACAGAAUCUUGCAGAACGAAUCGGAUUGAGCUCUCGAUACUACUUGAAAACCAACGGGAUUUCCGAAACUUUAGUAGCUGACGAUCAAGCUCCAGAACUCAUUCGAGAGUCUCAAGUACAUUUUCUGCAAUUGAAUGCUGUAGAAGUGGCAAUACAACUGACUCUACAAGACUUUAGUAUAUUCAGACAAAUCGAGUCCACGGAGUAUGUGGAUGAUCUGUUUGAAUUGAAGAGUAGGUAUGGUGUGCCCAUGCUUAGUCAGUUUGCAGAACUAGUCAACAGAGAAAUGUUCUGGGUCGUGACAGAAGUUUGUUCUGAACAUAAUCUCGUACGGCGCAGCAAGAUUAUAAAGCAAUUUAUUAAAAUAGCGCGUCAAUGCAAGGAGUGCAAAAAUUUCAAUUCGAUGUUCGCGAUCGUAUCCGGUUUGGGUCAUGGUUCAGUAUCGAGAUUAAGAGCUUCGUGGGAAAAACUGCCAACCAAAUAUCAAAGAUUAUUCAGCGAUCUACAAGAAUUAAUGGAUCCCAGCCGUAAUAUGAGUAAAUAUCGGCAAUUGGUGGCGUCUGAACAAACGCAACCACCGAUAAUACCUUUCUAUCCAGUCGUGAAAAAGGACUUGACUUUCAUACAUCUUGGUAAUGAUUCAAGAGUAGAAGGUUUAGUGAAUUUUGAAAAACUCAGAAUGAUUGCGAAGGAAGUGAGAACAUUAACAAACAUGUGUUCCUCACCUUAUGAUUUAAUAACUAUGCUAGAAAGGGGCGGGCAACCACCAAGUUCCGCGAUGGUAGCUCUGAACCAAAUGACUACUGGCAAUCAAGGUGGCCAAACCGCGACGGUGAAACGACGAAAAAAAUCCACGGCCACACCAAAUCCGAAGAAAAUGUUUGAGGAAGCACAGAUGGUCCGAAGAGUGAAGGCCUAUCUCGCGAACAUGAAAGUGAUCACCGACGAGGAACGGUUGCAUCAACUUUCAGUCGAUUGCGAGCCACAUGCAGGAGCCGUUGCAGUUGCAGCUGCGGUACCAUUGGGUGGCAGUCGGGGAAGAAGGCAUCCAUCGCCUACUCUAUCGACUACCAGUAGUGCGAGUAGUACCAGUGAAGGCAGGAAAAGUAUACAAGGUACAAAAUUCGGCGCCGCGUCACCGCAAGCAGUUAGGAAGAUGUUGGCUCUGUCUGAUCCUCAUAAGACACGACCAUAUCAACCUAAGCACUGUCCACCUCCGCUACCUGUACCGGGAUUGGCGCUGCAUUCGAGCGGUUUGGAGCCUAGUCCAGGUGCACCUAGAAGAGUGGGAUCCGGCAGCAGGGUGCCGAUGCACGAACGAUCCCACAGCGAUACUCCUGCCAGCCUACCACCACCUGUCGAUCUCAGUGCGGAGAGCAGUAGUGUAACUAGUUUGAGUAAUCUUCAGCCGCUGAGAAAAACCUUAACAAGCGGUUCGGUGACGAGCAGUGACAGUGGUCAUAGCACUCAGCUGGACAGCCACAGCGGGAGCAGCGUGGAAGCGGGCGGCAGCCCACCGCCACCGCAAAGACGGCACUCCGCUCUGCAAGGUACUACUACGGGCUUAGGAGUAAACAUGGGCCUAGGAAUGCCAGCCCCGUUGCCACCGCCCGGAGCGGGGUCCGCGACCAUAAUGACGACGAUGGGUGCCAUGACGGGCAACAUGACAUCGUCGAUGCGAUCCGGCAUGAGUAGCACACCGCAAUGCCGUCAACCACCGGCAUACAAAGUCGCGCAGCAGAUGGCGAGGUUGCACAGACUCGGUCGUGCUAACAGCCACGAAGGGGUCACCUAUCGGGGCACCGAUCACGAAGAUGAUGACGAAGAUGCUCAAGUGUCGGCGGUUUAAGUGGUCCACGAGUUUCGCCGAGUCUCGAUUAUCGUUUAGUUAAUUCUGUCAUACUGUUUCUUUUACACGGCCAAAGGAGAAAUCGUUUCCGGAAUGAUGCUAUGCGCGAACCGUUAAGCGAAAAAAGAAUACAGGAAGAUCAAUGACGCUCAUGAACUUUCUUGUUAAACGGCGAAUGUCGUUUUGCAUGUGUAACGGUAGCAUCCUAAUUCGACGGUUUUUGGCUGUUAACAUGUCAUGACACUUUUUUUAAGACGUGGGAUAAUUUUUCGUAUCGGUGGAACCUACUUAGACUUUAUUACGAAAAAAGGCGUUUAUUCUUAUUUAAACAGAACGCUUGUCUUCCAAGGGUCACCGCGACGAACCUGAAGGAAUCACCGAGAAUCUCAAGCGUUAAAAUAUUUGUACCGUGGAAAGCGACAAAUUACUGGCAAAUGUUGGUAAGCGAGAGAGAGAAUGAGAGAGAGAGAGAGAGAAAGAGAGAGAUGGUUGGAGAAUACUUUUCUUUUAUUAGACUGAAGAGACGUUUCUUGAGUGCUCGUGGAAUUUCACGGGAUGGCGAGAAGCGAAAUAGAUGAGAGAUGAAGAGAAAAUGAUCAUAAUAUUCUAUAUAAAUGUGUAAUAAAACCAAGUCCAAAGAUGUUAUAUAUACUGCGUGUCGCCAGAGAAAGUACGAAUAUGACGGCGUGUCCUGUAAUAUAUACUUGGUAGGUUAAUCUUUAGUGUCCCAUAAUAGGUAAGUUGGUGUAAAUAGCGUAGUAUUAUAGUAUUUAGGGAAAAGGAGCAAAGGAACUACGAGAGAUGAGACAAAGAUUCAUUGUUUAGAAUAGUGCGGUUAGCUCUUGUGUUUAACACAAUAGUUUCACCAGCAUUAUAUGUUUAAGAACUAAAAGGAUUCGUCUUUUUAUCAGUAAAAAAAAAUGGAAACGUCUCAUAAUCGUUUUAGAUUUCGUUUACGCGUUAUUCGAAACGAUUUAUUCCAUUUUAAACGCCUUCCUUUUAAAAGAUUUCUAUUGCCAAUCUGGCUCUGGUACAGACAAUUCAAAUUUUAUAAGGAAAGUUGAUGUACUUUUACGCUUUCGCUGAAUUUUAAUGACGACGUAAUCAAGUACAAAAGAAAAAGGAUUUCUCGAAGUCUACGAGAUAAUUGUUUUUCACAGCAGCGUAAUAUCUUUUUAUCGUACUCGUUUACACGUCACGAAACUAUACUUCGCUCCAUUUAUUUUUACAGAACGCAUAACGAAUUUUAAUUUACAAAUAAAUUAUUUUUCUAAUUUCAACCUAUAGUUCGAUACUUUAUCAUCGAUGUUAUUAUCGGAUUUAUAUAUUUUUUGUUAUUUUAUGAAUAGUAAAAAUAGUCGGAAUUAUUUGUUUAGUUCUAUGGGUAUAAUAAUCUGCAAUGUAUGAAAAAAACUUUUUCAGAUCGUAUCUUGUAGAAUUCGAGGACAUAGACAGAAAAGAAGUAAUAAAAUUUUUCGUUACUUUACAAUGUCGGUACGAGAGAAAUGGUUGGCUUUAUUAUAGUAGAUUUAUCCAUGUAUAUUAUAUAUAUAUGUUACCGUCAAAACCCAUAAUUGUUAAAAUUCGAUUUCACUAGUUAAAUCUAAUUUUAAAUUUAAUUGAAAUGAGAUCUAUAAUUGUACUGUUUCGAUUUUACGUCUAAUCAACCAUUCUAGUUUUAACUAGUGAAUUCGGGUUUUAACGGAUUAUGGGUUUUGACGGUAACACAUACACAGAUACAAAUGUGUGUACGUACACAUGCACGCACACGCACACACAUUCGCAUACACGCGCGCGCGCGCGCGCAGCACAAAGUCACACACAUACACACAGGACAGACACACUCUUGUCUACUUACAUGAGACUCGAGUCUUUUACAAGUAUUAUAAAGAAAUUAAUUCACGUGCACGAUAUGUAUCGACGCAUUAGCAAAGAGGGCCUAAUUACCCAGGCACCGUUUUUGCGAUUGCCAAGUAUUACGGAAAUCGAAAAAACGCGCGAGAGGAUAUAAGGGAGAAUGCGAAAAAGUGUGAAUGUGUAUGUGAGAAAGGAAGACAAGAAGAGAAAGUAUCGAGAGUCAACACAGUGCUUUUUUUCGGAUGCUUGGAUCUCUACCAUUAAUUACAUUCCAAACUUCGUCCGUGUUUACACUCAUCGAUAGAUGCUUCCCUUUUCUGAUUAUCCCAAAAAAGAAAGAAAAGAAGCAUGAAGCUCUCGUUUAACGAAUUGUUAAAUGUUAUCAUUAUUAAUAUUUUCCUGUUUUUAAUUGUUUUCUCCCUUUUAUUAAAAGACUUGUCUUGAAAUCCACAAAGACUGUGUUACUCUUUGACGUAGUGUCGAGUGAUCCCAAAAGAUCGAGAGGGAGUGUCCAGCUCGGUCUUUUGGGAUAGGAAUUCAAUAUAUUUACACACACAAUCACACACACACACACACACACACUCCAUAUUCAUAUAUUAUAUCUCUUUGUACAUAUCCUAACGACUUUUAAAUAUUAAUAUUCAACAUUCUCGAAGAAAAAUUUUAAGCGUAUUUACCAGUAAUUAAGGUUCUUCAUAAGACAGCGUCAAAAACUAUCAUUUUCUUUUCUGCAAGUCUGAUGCGACAAAUCUAUCUUUGCUCUUUCUUUCGUUAUCUUUUGCAUUUUAGGCGUAUCAGGCACUAUAUGUCAUUCCGCGUGUAUUUGUAAAUACUUUUGAGAAGAAUCGAUGAAUUUUUAUCUGAGAAUUCUGGAUAUCGAAAAUGUAUCCUUUUUUGCUUAUUGAGAUACUGACAUGUUUCUAAUCAUUUUUUUAAACGCAAAAAAUUUUUGCAAGAAACAGGAAAUUUUUAUACAAAAGUAUAUGAAAUAUAUACUAUUUGCAAUAUAACUUUGAAUGCAGAAUUCUCGGUGGAAAUUUCAAUUUCAUAUUCCAGUAAAAACAUAUAAACCAUAUAAACCUUGUGAUGGCGUCAUAAAUUUAGUUUUCAGAUUAAAGAAGCCUGGACGCUUUAAUUCCUGCUCUUUUUUUAAAAUGAUUUUUUUACAAGAACCAAUAUGAUACGAACACGCGAGAAUGUUUACUGGUCGGGAAAUGGAAGUUAAGACGGACUGCAUUUUCUUCCGCUCACCGUCUCUUUAUUUUAUUUAUACCAUGCCUCGUUCUGUUGUUUUAAUUAUUUAUAACCCCGAGAUAUAUUCGUCUAUAUAACGCGGACAACAAGCAACAGAAAAUCUUUUGUAUUUAAUUUGUUUAAUAAAACUUGAAUCAUAGUACAAUGUC